CAGGGGCCGGCUGUGCCUGGUGAUAAGCCCGGGGGUGCCAGCUUGGCUUCCUGUGGGUGGCCACAGCCCUGCUGGAGUCACCCGGGAUCUUCCCCUUGGGCUGCAGGUCCGGCUCCAGCCCAGACCUCAGCCUGCCUGCGGCUUCCUGGAGAGCUGCAGGGACGGGGCGGGAGGGAUCAGGGAUGGGGCAGGAGGCUCCUGUAUUGCUGUUCCAGGGCCCUCCCCACUCAGGGGGGUCGGGGUCCCCAUGUCCUUACCCACGUCCCCCCCUGCAGCUGCCAUGGAUGACAUCUUCACACAGUGCCGGGAGGGCAACGCGGUGGCCGUGCGGCUGUGGCUGGACAACACCGAGAAUGACCUCAACCAGGGGGACGACCAUGGGUUCAGCCCCCUGCACUGGGCCUGCCGCGAGGGCCGCUCCAACGUGGUGGACAUGCUCAUCAUGCGCGGGGCCCGCAUCAACGUCAUGAACCGCGGCGAUGACACCCCGCUGCACCUGGCCGCCAGCCACGGCCACCGGGACAUCGUGCAGAAGCUGAUGCAGUUCAAAGCAGACAUCAAUGCAGUGAAUGAGCACGGGAACACACCGCUGCACUAUGCCUGCUUCUGGGGACAUGAGCAGGUGGCUGAGGACCUGGUGGGCAGUGGGGCCCUGGUCAGCAUUGCUAACAAAUAUGGUGAGACCCCCACAGACAAGGCCAAGACGCCACUGAGAGAGGUCCUGAAAGAGCGUGCUGAGAAGCUGGGCCAGAGCCUCACCAAGAUCCCCUACAAGGACACCUUCUGGAAGGGCACAACCCGCACCCGGCCCAGGAAUGGGACCCUGAACAAACUCGCUGGGAUUGACUUCAAACAGCUGAGCCUGAGCCACAAACUGAACGAGAACCAGUCGGGAGAGCUGUGGAAGGGGCGCUGGCAGGGCAAUGACAUCGUCAUCAAAAUGCUGAAGAUCCGGGACUGGACGACGCGAAAGAGCCGGGACUUCAACGAGGAGUACCCAAAGCUGCGGAUCUUUUCCCACCCCAACGUGCUGCCGGUGCUGGGUGCCUGCCAGGCCCCUCCAGCUCCUCACCCCAUUGUCAUCAGCCAUUGGAUGCCCUACGGCUCCCUGUACAACGUCCUGCACGAGGGAACCAAUUUUGUGGUGGACCAGAUGCAGGCGGUGAAGUUUGCCUUCGAUAUCGCGCGGGGCAUGGCCUUCCUGCACACGCUGGAGCCCCUCAUCCCACGGCACCACCUCAACAGCCGCAGCGUCAUGAUCGAUGAGGACAUGACGGCACGGAUCAGCAUGGCCGACGUCAAGUUCUCCUUCCAGUGCCCAGGGCGGAUGUACGCCCCGGCCUGGGUGGCCCCCGAAGCCCUGCAGAAGAAACCAGAGGAGAUCAACCGGCGCUCGGCUGACAUGUGGAGCUUCGCGGUGCUGCUGUGGGAGCUGGUGACACGUGAGGUGCCCUUCGCUGACCUGUCCAACAUGGAGAUUGGUAUGAAGGUAGCGCUGGAGGGGCUGCGUCCCACCAUCCCCCCUGGCAUCUCCCCCCACAUCUGCAAACUGAUGAAGAUCUGCAUGAACGAGGACCCAGCCAAGCGCCCCAAGUUCGACAUGAUCGUGCCCAUCCUGGAGAAGAUGCAGGAGAAGUAGAGAGGAGGCGCCUCCCCCCUCCAGUGCUGCCUUGCGCCCCCCGCCACCCCCAAGUGCCUUUAGCCCUCGAGCCAGGGGGAGCAGAGGACACCCCUGACCCUGAGCCAGCCACGGACACACGGUACAGAUGGCACUGCCUGCGCCGGAGCUCUGCAGGCUCCGGACCCCCGCCCAGGGCAGCCCUAACCCAGCCUCUGGGCAGCCCCCAGCCCAGUGCAGCCCCCCUACCCCAGGGCAUGGCGUGUGGCUUGGCCCUGCUGCUGGGGGAUGGGGCUGUGGGGCCCCCUGUCCCCCUUGCUGGCCAAAGCCCAAGCCAGGACUCAGCCCCCCAAGGCUGGGGGGGAAGGGGCAGGCCAGGAGAGGCCACCUGUGGUGCCCAGCACUGCCCCCGCUUCGCGCUUCACUGGCCACUUCCCUCUGGCCCCACAAUGGCCACUGGCAACCAAAUAAACUUUUGGUAUGGAA
Messenger RNA from Pyrgilauda ruficollis (rufous-necked snowfinch), 2104 nucleotides. It is a transcript of the gene ILK, whose product is annotated as integrin linked kinase. Lineage: Eukaryota; Metazoa; Chordata; Aves; Passeriformes; Passeridae. Gene Ontology annotation, biological process: cell-matrix adhesion; protein phosphorylation; substrate adhesion-dependent cell spreading. Gene Ontology annotation, molecular function: protein kinase activity; ATP binding; protein binding. The transcript is spliced from 12 exons. The record is from RefSeq and is a predicted model, not a curated record. Gene Ontology annotation, cellular component: focal adhesion; stress fiber. Bases 248 to 1639 code for a protein of 463 amino acids.